UGGUUGUUGGAGUAACUGCCGAAAAAUACGAAUGGAUCAGUGAUUGAUUCAUGUAUGUACUUUUGGUUAGAUUUGCGAUAUAAAUAGCGAAAAAGAUGCUUUAAUAAUAAUAAUUUAAAAAAAGAUUGAAAGAAGAUUAAUCAAGUUAUCGAGAUAAAGGAUUAUCAUGGGCGGUUUGCCGGACGUCACUGAGCUGAGAACACGGUUGGAGAACACUCUGAUAUCUUAUCAUAAUCUGGAGGAGAAGGAGUGGAACGUGGCAAAGAAAUCGAAAGAUGUCACUGUUUGGAGGAAACCUUCAUCAGAGUUCAGUGGCUUCCUGUAUAAAGUGGAGGGCAUGGUAAUGGAGAAGCCGUGCAGGAUAGUGGACUACAUUCGGCCGGGACCGUAUCGCUUACAGUGGGACAGUCUGAUGACCACCAUGGACAUCGUACAAACUCUAGACAAGGCGUGUUGUGUGAUGCGCUACACCACUGCAGGACAGCUGUGGAACAUCAUCGCUCCUCGAGAGUUUGUGGAUUUCUCCUACACCACGGAUUAUCAGAGGGGCCUCCUGUCCUGUGGUGUGAGUGUGGAGUGUGAGCAGCAGGAGCAGAGCUGUGUGAGAGGUUAUAAUCACCCGUGCGGUUGGUUCUGUGUUCCUGUCGAUGGUGGUGAAGUCGACGGUGCCCCCUACAGUCUGCUCAACGGAUACAUCCAGACCGACCUGAGGGGCAAAAUUCCCCAGUCCGCCGUGGACGUCGCCAUGGCAACCUCGCUCAUCAACUUCUACACUGACCUCAGGAAAGCACUUGCAACCUAGACCUGUCUCUCUCUCUCUCUCUCUCUCCCUCUCUCUCUCUCUCUAUCACUCUCUAUCUGUCUGUCUGUCUCUCUCUCUCUCUCUAUCUCUGUUUCUCUCUCUAUCUUUCUGUCUGUCUCUCUAUCUGUCUGUCUCUAUUUCUCUCUCUAUCUCUGUGUGUGUCUCUGUCUGUCUGUCUGUCUGUCUCUCUCUCUCUAUCUCUCUGUUUCUCUCUCUAUCUUUCUGUCUGUCUCUAUUUCUCUCUCUAUCUCUGUGUGUGUCUCUCUCUAUCUAUGUGACACUCUCUCUAUCUGUCUGUCUGUAUCUCUCUAUCUCUGUGUCUCUCUCUUUGUCUUUAUGUACCUAUCUCUCCCUGUAUCACUAUCUCUUUUUCUCUCUCUAUCUCUCUCUAGCUAUCUUUCUGCCUGUCUGCCUCUCUGUCUACCUCUCUCUAUCUGUCUGUUUCUCUCUCUAUCUGUCUGUUUCUCUCUCUAUCUGUUUGUCUCUCUCAAUCACUAUCUAUCUAUAUCACCCUGUCUCUCUCUUUCUCUCUCUAAGACGCCUUUCAUGUAGACAAAUCACAUCAAUAUAAUAAGUACGGCAUUAUAUUUUUGUAACAGAUAGAUAGAUAGGUAUAUACAGUAAAUUUGCACUUGUUCAGGUUGUUCUCACACUAGUUAUGUGACGAUAUCCUAAAUUCUGUAUUGCUCUUGCUCAGCAAGUGAGAGAUCGUUCCAGCCCCGUAUUACAGCGUGCCAUUAUCAUCACUUUUAUCAGCUGACCUGAACAUUUCAGAACUUUUCAUUUGUACUUUAUUAUCACAAACUACCGUCCUACUGAUAUAUCGUCACACCACUAGCGCAAGGACACAGAACAAGCAAUCCAUUUUGUGUAUAUAAAAAUAAAAUACAUAUUUCAGGAUAUUUAUUCCUGUGUUUACGUGUUCAAAGAGAAAACACGAAGUAAUGCAUGUGAAUUAAAAAAUUAGCACAUUACAUGAUGAAAAAAUGGAAUAUUUUUCCAUAAGAGAUGAAGAGAAAUACUUGAUAAAUGAUAUACAUCAGGAUUUUAUUUCCUUAUCUGAUUAUAAAUGUUACGGUGCAUAUUUAUGGAAAGCAUUACACAUCUCUUUAGUCUUAAAUGCUGACUGUGUCGUUAUUCUCGACUAGCUAAAAAUUCUAAAUCCAAUUCGAGAUAUUAAAGUUGAUUAGAUUGCAGUGUUUAGCAGAGGUGCAGAUAUUUCCCGUAGCUUUCAGACACUAAACGUUCUGUAAUGUGUAAUGUGCAUACUCCCAUACGGUGUAUAUUUAUAUAUAUAUAUAUAUAUAUAUAUAUAUAUAUAUAUAUAUAUAUAUAUAUAUAUAUAUAUAUAUAUAUAUAUAUAUCAUCGUUAUUAAAAUCAUUCAAAUGAACGGAGCUGAAGUGUGUUUCUGCUCCUUUACAUCACAUCUGUACUUUAUAAACAUUGAUAUUAAAUGGUAUUAAAUUAAAUUAAAUGAUAUUAGAUUUUGGAAACAGGUAACUAUGCCCUGUUUAUAUCUUUUUCUUUUCUUCUCUUUUCCUUUUUAUUUUUAUUUUUUUUACAAAUUCAUUUGAAAUUAAACCUAAAAGAAGUCCAUGUGUUGUAUCAUAGUGACAUUUGACAUGGAAGAAAAAAAAGAUGAAAAAUAUACAAAGCGUUAAUCUGUGCUUUGGCUUCUUCCAGGUGAAUAUCUGACUUGUAAUACUUUUAUCAUCCAGUAAAUAAAGUAUUUACUAAAGUAUGUACACAUCA
This is a messenger RNA of Ictalurus punctatus (channel catfish), 2555 nucleotides long. It is a transcript of the gene stard4, whose product is annotated as StAR-related lipid transfer (START) domain containing 4. Gene Ontology annotation, cellular component: cytosol; endoplasmic reticulum. Gene Ontology annotation, biological process: cholesterol import; cholesterol transport involved in cholesterol storage; intracellular cholesterol transport. The coding region runs from base 167 to 802 and encodes 211 amino acids. Gene Ontology annotation, molecular function: cholesterol transfer activity; cholesterol binding. Lineage: Eukaryota; Metazoa; Chordata; Actinopteri; Siluriformes; Ictaluridae. The record is from RefSeq and is a predicted model, not a curated record. The transcript has 6 exons.